GGGGAACAGACUGCAACCGGGGAUCUAGAGAGCUGUCACAUUCCAAGAAAUAUUUAAAUUGUGCUGAUUUUCUUCUGGUGAACUGAGCCCAGGGAAUGAAACUCUUCAAGUCAUAGCUUUGCGGGCAAUAGAUCAGAGGAUAUUGCCAGUUUCCUAAUGGAUGACUGUUAUCGGGCAGGUUUUCUCUGAAGGGACUGGAGAUCAGCCAGAUCAGUUGUAUGCACAAAGCUGCUUUGGUUCUCCCUUUUCAAACAAGAGCUGCAGAAAACGUUAGAGCAAGGUUGAAGCUUUAUUCCUCUCUGAAUUACCAAGAAAGCACAGGACUGAUUUUGCAGGAGAAAGACUAUCAACUGACCCUAAAACUGUAUCAACAUUUUCUGUACAAGACAGAUUAUGACAGCUUCUUUCUUAAGGAGAGAAUGUUUAAAUUUCAUCAAGUGAAACAUAUUUUUGAAAUUCUGGAUAAAAUGAGAUGCCUGAGAAAACGUUCUACAGUGUCAUUCUUGGGAGUUCUUGUAAUUUUUCUUCUAUUUAUGAAUUUGUACAUUGAAGAUAGCUAUGUUCUGGAAGGAGACAAACAGCUUAUAAGGGAAACAUCCACACAUCAACUGAAUUCAGAACGCUAUGUGCAUACUUUCAAAGAUUUAUCUAAUUUCUCAGGGGCCAUCAAUGUCACCUAUCGCUACUUAGCUUCCACUCCUUUGCAAAGAAAGCGGUUUCUUACAAUUGGACUUUCAUCAGUGAAACGAAAAAAGGGAAACUAUUUACUUGAGACAAUCAAGUCCAUUUUUGAGCAGUCCAGCUACGAAGAGCUGAAGGAGAUCUCAGUGGUGGUUCAUCUGGCAGACUUUAACUCAUCCUGGCGUGAGGUCAUGGUCCAGGAUAUUACACAAAAAUUUGCCCACCAUAUUAUUGCGGGAAGAUUAGUAGUGAUACAUGCUCCAGAGGAAUAUUACCCCAUCCUGGAUGGUCUUAAAAGAAAUUACAACGAUCCGGAAGAUAGAGUCAGAUUUCGUUCCAAGCAAAAUGUAGAUUAUGCUUUUCUGCUCAAUUUUUGUGCCAAUACGUCAGACUAUUAUGUGAUGCUUGAAGAUGACGUUCGAUGUUCAAAAAAUUUCUUAACUGCCAUCAAGAAAGUCAUUACAUCCCUAGAAGGAACCUACUGGGUAACUCUUGAGUUCUCUAAGCUUGGUUACAUUGGAAAACUUUAUCAUUCACAUGAUCUCCCACGUUUGGCACAUUUUUUAUUAAUGUUUUAUCAAGAAAUGCCUUGUGACUGGCUAUUGACUCAUUUUCGGGGUCUGCUGGCUCAGAAAAAUGUGAUCCGUUUUAAACCAUCUCUCUUUCAGCACAUGGGUUAUUAUUCAUCCUAUAAAGGGACUGAGAAUAAGCUGAAGGAUGAUGAUUUUGAAGAGGAGUCAUUUGACAUCCCUGAUAACCCUCCUGCAAGUCUAUAUACCAAUAUGAAUGUUUUUGAAAAUUAUGAUGCCAGCAAGGCUUACAGUAGUGUUGAUGAAUACUUUUGGGGGAAACCACCUUCCACAGGAGACACCUUUGUGAUUGUUUUUGAAAAUCCAAUUGUAAUUAAAAAAAUUAAAGUGAGUACUGGAACAGAAGACCGGCAAAAUGACAUUUUACAUCAUGGAGCCCUAGAUGUUGGGGAAAACGUUAUACUUUUCAAACAAAGUAGACAAUGUGAUACUUACAUAAGACUAGGGGAAUUCAAAAAUGGAAACUUUGAAAUGUCAGAUGUGAAUCAAAAAAUUCCUUUUGAUAUAAAGUGUAUAAGGAUAUACAUUACCAAAACACAAAAAGAGUGGCUGAUUAUUAGGAGUAUUAGCAUUUGGACUUCUUAGUCAAUUAAAUCAACAUGUCCAGUAACUGAAA
Myotis lucifugus (little brown bat) is the source of this 1887-nucleotide messenger RNA. It is a transcript of the gene MGAT4C, whose product is annotated as MGAT4 family member C. Gene Ontology annotation, molecular function: acetylglucosaminyltransferase activity. NCBI's taxonomy places the organism in Eukaryota, Metazoa, Chordata, Mammalia, Chiroptera, Vespertilionidae. The record is from RefSeq and is a predicted model, not a curated record. Bases 219 to 1856 code for a protein of 545 amino acids. Gene Ontology annotation, biological process: protein N-linked glycosylation. The transcript is spliced from 7 exons.